UCUGUCUACAAUUUGAUUCUGGAUUCUUUCCGACUCUGUCUGUGGAGCCAACUUUUGUUUAUAGCUUGAGAAGAUAAGAAAAACCAUCCCUUUUGAGCUGUGUUUUUUUUUAGACAAAACUGUGUUCUUUCUAUUACUCUGUCUCUUUUUCUUUGAUUUUAAGCUAAAGCUUUUAGAUUUGCGAAAGGGCCAGUUUGGUAUCAAGAUAAUGAACAUUUUUGGUAGGGAAAGAAGUAAACUUUUUGGAUUUUGUUUGCAGCUUAAUGAAACAAACAUUUGUUUUCUUGUUUCUAAAUUUGUUUUCAAGUACUGAAGUUCAAUUUAAAUGGUUGAUUAGAGUUUUUGGAAUUGUUUUCAUCAAUGUUUGAAUACGUGAAUACUGAAUGUUUUCGAAAUGUAGUUGAGUGAGAAACAGUUUCUAUGCAUGCAAGUUCAGAUUUUUCCUUAUCGGUCACAUACAAAUAAGUUUAUAGUCUAAAUUUAGAGGCUUUUUUGUUUCUACAUUGGGUUCUAUAGGCUAAAGGGUUAAAUAUCUGAUGAUUUUGUUAAAAUUUGGUUCAAAUCCAUGAGGAAUCUAUACUGGUUUAGGCAAAGCUCUAACAAUGGAAAAUCAGAGAGGAGGCUGUCUCUUGGAGAAUAUAAGAGAGCAGUUUCUUGGUCCGAGUAUUUGGUUUCAUCUGGGGCAGAGAUUAAAGGAGAGGGAGAAGGAGAAUGGAGUGCAGAUAUGUCUCAGUUGUUUAUUGGUAACAAAUUUGCAUCAGGGAGGCAUAGUAGGAUUUAUAGAGGGAUAUAUAAGCAAAGAGAUGUGGCAGUCAAGCUUGUAAGUCAGCCUGAGGAGGAUGAGAGCUUGGCUGCAAUGCUUGAGAACCACUUCAUUUCAGAGGUAGCUUUGCUGUUUCGGUUAAGGCAUCCUAAUAUCAUCACCUUUGUUGCAGCUUGUAAGAAACCUCCUGUAUUUUGUAUAAUCACCGAGUAUUUGGCCGGGGGCUCAUUGAGAAAAUUUCUCCAUCAGCAAGAGCCAUAUUCAGUUCCUCUCGAUUUAGUUCUGAAAUUAGCCCUUGACAUUGCACAUGGGAUGCAAUAUCUCCAUUCACAAGGGAUACUUCACAGGGACCUCAAAUCUGAAAAUUUACUGCUUGGAGUAGAUAUGAGCGUCAAAGUUGCUGAUUUUGGUAUUUCCUGCUUGGAAUCGCAAUGUGGUAGUUCAAAGGGAUUCACAGGCACAUAUCGAUGGAUGGCUCCUGAAAUGAUCAAAGAAAAACACCACUCGAAGAAAGUUGAUGUCUACAGUUUUGGCAUAGUCCUAUGGGAGCUCCUCACAGCAUUGACACCUUUUGACAACAUGACUCCAGAACAAGCUGCAUUUGCAGUCUGCCAAAAGAAUGCAAGACCGCCAUUGUCACCGAAAUGUCCUCUGGCUUUCAGUCAUCUCAUUAAUCGAUGCUGGUCGAGCAAUCCAGACAAACGACCACAUUUUGAUGAGAUAGUUGCGAUCUUGGAAAGCUAUUCAGAGUCCCUGGCGCAGGAUCCAGAAUUUUUCACAGCCUACAAACCUCCCACUAAUCAUAGUAUUUUGAGAUGCUUCCCAAAAUUUAUUGCAGGCCGUCGGUCCGCCUCUGUGCAAGCCUAGGAACUUGAGUUACAUUAUGUGUAAUGAAACAUGCACGUACCGUAUUGUUUUCUAGGUUUGUUAUUGUUAGGAGAUUAUGUACUUCCUUGCAUCAAAUAUGUUGGAGCAAAAGCAUGUAUUAUGUACCACAUUUUUCCAUUAAACUUGUUUCUUUAUAUUUCUACCAAGAAGAUGUUUAUAAGACCUCAAUGAUUGCUCCCAGUUCUUCA
This is a messenger RNA of Populus euphratica (Euphrates poplar), 1839 nucleotides long. RefSeq names its product serine/threonine-protein kinase HT1-like. Bases 566 to 1630 code for a protein of 354 amino acids. Gene Ontology annotation, biological process: protein phosphorylation. Lineage: Eukaryota; Viridiplantae; Streptophyta; Magnoliopsida; Malpighiales; Salicaceae. Gene Ontology annotation, molecular function: protein serine/threonine kinase activity; ATP binding. The record is from RefSeq and is a predicted model, not a curated record. The transcript has 3 exons.